GCGCCUAAUUAACAGUGUGCCAAACAAAGAAAUCAUAGUUCCGAAUUAGUUACCCACAUAAUUUCCAGUAAAUCCGUGAUAAUGAGUAUACCCACUUACUUGAUAAAUUUUGAAAAGUGAUCAUUAUACGGAUACCAUAACAAUUAUUUGAAAAAUUUUAUCCAGUAGCAAAGAAAUGGAUGCGUUAAUCUGAAGAAAAAUUCACGUUCGAUUCAAAAUACCUACAAUCAUUCAUCAAGUAAUUACCUUUUGUCUAUAAAAAACAAAAAUGCCGAACCAAGAACCGUAUUGUGGAGUCUUAAUUCAGGAAAUUGGCGAUUAUUAUGCAGAGAAUAUACUUGUAAAGAUCUUCAUACCGAUAUGUUUGAUAGGGAUGAUUUUGAACCUACUCAACGUAUUGGUGUUCACAAGGAAAAUUAUGAAUUCGCCGCCAAACCAGAUACUUGCUCAUUUGGCCUUUGUCGAUUUUUUAAUGUUACUAUCUAACGCUGCACAAUACUGGAGCAUGUUCAUUCAACCAAAAAGUGGUUUUGACCGACAACAAUCUUACUCACUGACAAUAGUUUUUUGGUACAGCGACAUUACAACAUCCACGUUUCAGUUUAUAUCUGCAUUUCUGACAGUGCAGUUGGCUGCAUGGAGAUACAUAGCUGUAGUGCAUCCGUUGAAGGAACGUUAUUGGUGCACCAAGAAAAUCACUCGUAAUGUCGUGAUUACUGGAUACGUCGUGUGUUGUGUUCUGUAUGCUAUACCAGAACAUUUCUCAUUUGAUAUUAAAGCGAGCACCAUAAACGGAAAAACAUAUCACAAAGCCAAAUUCGACCAACAUCCAAUUAUGACCUUAAUACGAGACAUCGUCUAUGUAGCAGCGGUGAAAUUAUUACCAUCAGUUGUGUUAGUAGGACUUACUUCUAGAAUCGCCAUUACCUUGUUGGCCAGAAAAACUCGUCGCGAAAAAUUAACUUCAGCCGCGAGCACCCGAAGUUACAUGAAAAACGCCAAAAUUAGACAACAAACCAAUACAUCGACAGCGAUAUUAUUGGCAGUUGCGGCAUUAUAUUUCAUGACCGAAUUUCCAAGAGGGAUGCUAUGGUUACUGGCAACGAUUAAUGAAGAUGAUUGGAACACAUGUUACUAUUCAUUGGUGUGGAUAUUUGGAACAAUAACUAAUAUUAAUGUAUCCAUCACAUUUAUAGUAUACUACACUCUAAGCCUGCAAUUUAGAACCACAUUCAAAUCCUUGUUCAGUCGUAACCCGCGUACUAGCAUUUCUCAUCAAAGACAUGCGCCUCUUGCUUCGGGUGAUACCGUAAAAACAGAUUCAGGAUGGAAAACUUCUGAAGUUUAACAUCAAUAUGUAGUAUUAUCUAUAAUCCACGUAGGUAAAUUAUAUCAAAUUGUUGAGGAGAUUUCAGACAAAAAGUAUAAAAAUUCAAUAGGCAAUUCGACCUUUGAUGGCUUUUCCGGCAAAAAAGGUCUCGAAAGGUUGACACAGGGAUUGUACUCAAAUUUUUCUCAAAAAAAGUGACUUCAGUAACCCAAAAAGCUAGAAAAAGUAAUCAAAAAGUAACUAAGAAAUAACCAAAAAAAAGACUAAAAAAGUUUUUAAUGUAAAAAAAAGGUAACAAAAAAAACUUUAAUCUGUACAAAGAGAGGCGUGACAAAGCAAAGUGUCGUGGGAGGAGGAGUGAAAUAAAAUUUUCCCAGAUUUUUACUCCUAAUCUCCCCCCUCGCCACACCCAAAUGUUUCCAACGAAUCAACCAGAUGUUAUUUUGAACAAUUUCUUAAGCAAUUAUCGAUUUUAUCUUAUGGGAUCUAUUUUUAAAGCGAAAUAUUAUGAGAAAUGAAUAUUGUUAUUCAUAAAUUAAGCUGGAAAUGUUCAUUUUCAAUUUGAAUUUUUUUUAUAAAUCUGAAGUUUUGUUACUUACCAUACUGGUGUUU
This is a messenger RNA of Planococcus citri (citrus mealybug), 1942 nucleotides long. RefSeq names its product sex peptide receptor-related protein 2-like. The transcript has 2 exons. Gene Ontology annotation, molecular function: G protein-coupled peptide receptor activity. The record is from RefSeq and is a predicted model, not a curated record. NCBI's taxonomy places the organism in Eukaryota, Metazoa, Arthropoda, Insecta, Hemiptera, Pseudococcidae. Gene Ontology annotation, biological process: G protein-coupled receptor signaling pathway. Gene Ontology annotation, cellular component: plasma membrane. The coding region runs from base 269 to 1348 and encodes 359 amino acids.